AUGAGUGCAGCACGCAAAUUGGGGCCUAUUGACCAAGAUGCCGUCUACCGAUAUAAACGCAUUAGAUCUUGUGAUCAGGUGGAGAAUCCGUUAGUCAAGUAUGUCUUGAAUCAGCAUAUCGCCAUCGUUCCUGAAUUCGCCCUUGAAUGCGGUGCGACACUUUUCAAUGUUCCCGUCGCCUACCAAACGUACGGAACAUUGGCACCCGACCGAAACAAUGCUGUCCUCGUCUGUCAUGCUUUCACGGGAAGUGCCGAUUUAGCAUCCUGGUGGAAUCCGCUCUUAGAAAGCGAGGGCGGCGUAGCGCUUGACACAAGCCGGUUUUGUGUCAUCUGUAUCAAUUGCUUGGGGAGCCCAUACGGCUCAGCAAGUCCGGUGACUGCAGUCGAUGGUGACCCCAAAAAAGGUUGCUACGGGCCGGAUUUUCCAAUGACGACGAUAAGGGAUGAUGUCAAGCUGUUCAAAUUGUUGCUAGACGACCUUGGAGUCAGACAAAUUGCCGCUGUUGUCGGUGGAAGUAUGGGUGGCAUGCAUGCUCUAGAAUUUGCUUACUUUGGAAAGAGAUACGUACGCACAAUCGUCUCGAUUGCAUCGUGUGCGCACUCGUCAGGUUGGUGCUUAGGAUGGAACGAGGCACAAAGACAAAGCAUUUUCUCGGACUCGAAGUACGACAGUGGAUACUAUGACUUUGACGACCCUCCAGUAUGCGGGCUUGGGGCAGCACGGAUGAGCGCAUUGUUAACAUACCGCUCCUGGAGUAGCUUCGAAGAUCGAUUCGGCAGACGAAAGAACAAUGGCAGGCAUGCGAAUGGUAAUAUCGACCACAAGCAGCGCGUACAGCAUAUAAAUCAUCUUCGCACUCUGCGAUCAGAUCAGAUUGUAUCACGUACCCCAGUCCAUCGGAAUGGAAACCAUCAGAGUCGAGAACACGAGGCGAGCGAAAGCACCAAAUCGGACACAAUAUAUGCAGCGCAAUCUUAUCUACGUCACCAAGGCGGAAAAUUCGUAAAGCGCUUCGAUGCAAACUGCUACAUUGCCAUUACGCGCAAAAUUGACACCCAUGAUGUCGCACGCAAUCGCACCAGCACAACUAAAGAGGCAUUGGAAAUGAUCCAGCAACCGACAUUGAUUCUUGGAAUUCCCAAUGACGGCCUGUUUACGUACCGAGAACAGUGCGAAUUAUCGGCUGCAAUCCCGAAAGCCCAGCUCAAGACGAUCAGCAGCAAUGAAGGCCACGACGGCUUCUUGCUGGAGCAUCAACAGAUCAACAAGUUCCUGAACGAAUUCUUCGAACGCGAACUAGGGGAAAUUGCCUCCCUUCCAUUGCGAGAGCCGUUUACGCUACCAGCUAGGACGUAG
Messenger RNA from Bipolaris victoriae FI3, 1359 nucleotides. RefSeq lists its product as hypothetical. Gene Ontology annotation, molecular function: homoserine O-acetyltransferase activity. The transcript has 2 exons. The record is from RefSeq and is a predicted model, not a curated record. The coding region runs from base 1 to 1359 and encodes 452 amino acids. Gene Ontology annotation, biological process: L-homoserine metabolic process. Lineage: Eukaryota; Fungi; Ascomycota; Dothideomycetes; Pleosporales; Pleosporaceae.